Molecule: messenger RNA, 1269 nt
Organism: Schistocerca cancellata (South American locust)
Lineage: Eukaryota; Metazoa; Arthropoda; Insecta; Orthoptera; Acrididae
Product: protein abrupt-like
Exons: 4
Coding region: 1-1269 (422 amino acids)
Biological process (GO): regulation of transcription by RNA polymerase II
Cellular component (GO): nucleus
Molecular function (GO): protein binding
Source: RefSeq, a predicted model, not a curated record
AUGAGGCCUCCCACGAUACAGCGCCGGGCGGCGGGGCUUUCCCCUUGCCUCCCGGCAGCCACUGGCAGUCACAUGCAGGCCGCCACCGCCGAGCCACACGACCGGAGACGCGUCAGCGCGGCGCUGGGCUGCACCUCACAGAUGGCGAAGGCGAACGACAACCUGCUGCUGGUGCGCUGGGACCAGCACGAGGCGCAGCUGCUGGAGCGGCUCUGCGGGUACUUCACAGAGAACGCCUUCGUCGACGUGACGCUGUGGUGUCCGGACCGCCGCUUCAAGGCCCACCGCGUCCUGCUCUCCGCAUGCAGCGAUUACCUGGAGCGCGUGCUGCUGGAGCAGCCGAGCUGCGGCGCGGAGCCGGUGACGGUGGUGCUGCACGGCGUGGAGCCGGACGACCUGGGCCGCCUGCUGGACCUCAUCUACAGGGGAGAGGCGCGAGUCUCGGCUGGCGACCUGCCGCGCUUCCUGGAGACGGCGGCGGCUCUGGGCGUGCGCCUGCUGCAGUCGGCCGCGCUGCGCGUCUGCGCCGCCGAGCCCGACGCCGCCGCCGACUCCGCCACGGGCCGGUGCUCGCGGCCCUCCACCGCUGACAAGCAGGAGCAAUGCGUCGAAGGAAAAUCCCAGGCCGACAGUCACCAGUCAUCAGGAAAUGUCACCGACACGAUACCACCAGCUGUGACAGCGUCGAUUACACCUUCCCUAACUGAAAAUCCAUCAGCGACCGUAGAACACCAGCUUACGGAGUCAAAAGUGCAUUUACCGUCGAUGAAGAGCGCAGAACAACGUCCAUAUAGCCCGAAGAAUCACCUGGAAUGUGCAGAGACACUGACUCCAUUGCCUUCCCGGGACUCCAUCCCGCAGACGGCACCGCAGUGUGACGUAACCAUACCGCAAGUAGAACGCGAGCAGACCACGACGACGUGGAGUACUCCGACAGCGGUGGCGCUGCCGUUGCAGCAACCGACGACCGACGUGAAGAGCCCGCCGCGGCCGCUGGCUCUGCCGCCGGCUCAGCCUCCGCUGCCGCCCGCUUGCGAGGUCUCCGCCGGAGUCCGGCCGGAUUCGCAGGCUGCGGCGGCACCUGCCUCCCAGGCCGGCAGCGUCAGCGCCGGCACCGGGUACUGCACGGCGGGCGCGCCGCCCAACGUGUGGCAGGUGCCGCCCUCGCUCCCACCGCUGCAGGUCAGCUCACAACUUACACUACUUAAAUACUUCACUAGUUCAAAGGUCGGCUGUUCGCCCACUAAAAUACGGCAGUUCGAAAUUUAG